Messenger RNA from Xenopus tropicalis (tropical clawed frog), 2006 nucleotides. It is a transcript of the gene rag2, whose product is annotated as recombination activating gene 2. Gene Ontology annotation, cellular component: nucleus. The record is from RefSeq and is a predicted model, not a curated record. Gene Ontology annotation, molecular function: DNA binding. NCBI's taxonomy places the organism in Eukaryota, Metazoa, Chordata, Amphibia, Anura, Pipidae. Gene Ontology annotation, biological process: DNA recombination. The transcript has a single exon. The coding region runs from base 44 to 1606 and encodes 520 amino acids.
CUUGAUUAUUUUUUUCUUUUUGCAGACCUAGACGGUUGCUGUGAUGACCCUCCAGAUAGUAACGCCUGGGAGUAGCACAUCACUGAUCCAGCCAGGAUUCUCAUUGCUUCAUUUUGGCAGCCAUGUGUUUUUCUUAGGGCAGAAAGGCUGGCCUAAACGUUCCUGCCCCACUGGGGUUUUCCUCGUAGAUCUUAAAAACAAUGAGUUGAGACUUCGGCCCACCAUAUUUACCAAUGAUUCCUGCUAUCUGCCUCCACUUAGACACCCAGCCGUGUGUAGCUUACCAGCCAGUCAAGGUGGGGAGAUCACACAAUACCUCAUUCAUGGAGGGAAGACCCCAAAUAAUGAGAUAUCGCACAAAUUAUACAUCAUGGCUAUGGCAUCUUCAGUCAAUAGGAGAUUUUCCCUCUGUUGCUCAGAAAAGGAUCUAGAAGGCGAUGUCCCUGAAGCUAGGUAUGGUCAUUCUAUGAAUGUAGUUUUUAGUAAGGGUAAGACUGCAGUUGUGAUGUUCGGUGGAAGGUCCUAUGUGCCAUUAAAUCAAAGAACCACAGAAAACUGGAAUAAUGUCAUUGACUGUGAACCAUUGGUUUACCUUAUUGAUCUCCAGUUUGGGUGUUCCACCAGUUUUAACCUUCGAGAGCUUCAGGAUGGGAUUUCCUUUCAUGUUUCUUUAGCAAGAAAUGAUACAGUCUACAUUUUUGGUGGUCAUUCAAUGGGGAAUAAUUUUAGGCCACCAAAUGUGUACAAGAUAAAAGUGGAUCUGCCACUUGGAAGCCCAGCCGUGUCUUGCACAGUCAUACACAACAAGCUGUCCUUCUCUAGCUCCAUAGUGACCCAGACCAGCCCUGAUGAGUUUGUCAUUGUGGGUGGAUACGAGUCUGACAGCCAGAAAAGGUUCAGUUGCAAUGGCAUUUUUCUAGAUGAUGACACCAUUGACAUUCAGGAAAUAGAGACCCCAGAGUGGACAGGGGAAAUUAAACACAGCAAGACCUGGUUUGGUGCUGAUAUGGGCAAAGGGGCAGUGUUAUUUGGCAUCCCAGUAGACAAUAAGCACCAAAGCACAGACUGUAGCUUUUUCUUUUAUGUACUCAAUUUUGGGGAUAGUGAUCCUGUGGUGCAGACGUGUAGCCAGGGAUCAACAGAAGAACAAGAGGAUUCCAUGCCUCUUGAAGACUCUGAAGAAUUUACAUUCAACAGGGACGGAAACCUUUUUGACGAAGAUACUUACAAUGAAGAUGACGAAGACGACGAGUCAGAAACUGGAUACUGGAUCAAGUGUUGUUCUGACUGUGAUAUUGACAUAAACACUUGGGUGCCUUUCUAUUCCACAGAACUCAACAAGCCAUCUAUGAUCUUCUGCUCCAAAGAUGGUGGCCACUGGGUGCAUUCACAGUGCAUGGAUCUGUCAGAGACCAUGCUAAAAUACCUGUCUGAGAACAACGUCAAGUACUUCUGCAAUGACCAUGUUGAGGUAGCGAGGGGGGUGCAAACGCCAGAGAAGACCCCAGCUGUAAAAAAGCCUUCAAUGAAAUCAGUUCGCAAGAGAACAACGAUAAAUAGACUUUCAACAGUCAAGAAAUCUUUCCUUAGGCGCCUGUUUGAGUAAGUUGAGUAUGGUACAUUGCUUAGAGCAGUUCUUUUUCCACAUGGUGGGCCAAAUAUCCAGAAUAGAUGCCCAUGGAUGUCCAUUUGGACAACACUAGUGUAGCCUACAUACAGUAUAAAGGUUAUUAUUGUAUAAGUAAUUUUUGCCAUAGUAACUUGAUUCUGCCCCAUAUUCGCUUCUUAUACAGUAGAUAAAUAUAUCAUAGAUAGAACCUAUGUGUGUAGACAACAUUUUGGACCUGGAUGAACUGUAGUCCAUAGCAAUUUGCUUGGCAUUGCAUUUACGUCUUAGCAGAUAUAGGAGGAACAGUUGGCUGGAAGCUUGACCACGUGCAGAGGCUACAAGCCCAGAAUCUGUGUAGAUAUUUAUUAUUUUUGCUUUUUGGACCUUUUGGAAUUUG